This is a messenger RNA of Scatophagus argus, 872 nucleotides long. RefSeq names its product A-kinase anchoring protein 14 (gene akap14). The transcript has a single exon. The record is from RefSeq and is a predicted model, not a curated record. Gene Ontology annotation, cellular component: cAMP-dependent protein kinase complex. Lineage: Eukaryota; Metazoa; Chordata; Actinopteri; Scatophagidae. Bases 168 to 707 code for a protein of 179 amino acids. Gene Ontology annotation, molecular function: protein kinase A regulatory subunit binding.
GAAAACAUGACACUGCAAAUGGAAAGUGGACCAACAGAGGGCUCCAUAUGACACCUUAUCCAUCCUGGUUGCCAAGGAAACUGUAAUAGCAACAACAACAAAAACAGAUGCAGGGAACAGCGUUCACUAAAUGACAACUAAAACUCUCCUGUUCCCACACCUCCUGUAUGCUGACACGUUGCUCCCAAGACAAGAUGGAAGACGAUUCAUUAAAUCUGAAUUUCACAGCAGAGUCAGCCCAUCUUGUGAAAGCUUUGCUGGAGAGACACCGACACAGGAUCGCGAAGGAGCAGAUGGAUAACCCAGAAGGCGAGAAGGGGAAUAUUAACUGGGUUGAGAUCAAAAACUUUACAGUCGAAGUGGGCAAAAGCCAGAUUGGAGAGUAUAUUCAGACCUGGGAGAUUCAACCCUGCUGGUUUUACAGUCUGGACUUCCUCUGCUCAACCGAAGAGGAGCAUCAUAGCUUCUACCACUACCGGGCCCGCUUUAGUACCCCGACCCCGCAAAAGCCGAUUCUGGAGACAGCUAGCGUCUACUUCGUCGUGGGCAUAUCAAAAGUCAAACCCCAAACUUUGCCUGUCGAGGUCCUCUUCGCAGUAGAGUCCAACAGGCUGGUGCACAAACCCGGCAGGACCAGGUUUAGGGAGAAGUGGCUGACGGACGUUAUUGAGAGCAAAACUUUGCUCCGUAUGGCGGUGGACCUUUGAGCAAACUUUCAUUAACUAACUAGACAACGCCGAAACACACAGGGGGAGGAGAUGUCUGGAUCAGUCCUUAAAUACGAAUUUAAGUUACAUUACACUUACUAAGUGUUGGCAUUAAAUUCUGAAUGAUCAUCCCACGAAAUAAACGAAAAUGCUGACGUCAUCUAA